Messenger RNA from Mytilus trossulus (common blue mussel), 890 nucleotides. RefSeq names its product ADP-sugar pyrophosphatase-like. Gene Ontology annotation, biological process: ribose phosphate metabolic process; nucleoside phosphate metabolic process. The coding region runs from base 48 to 857 and encodes 269 amino acids. NCBI's taxonomy places the organism in Eukaryota, Metazoa, Mollusca, Bivalvia, Mytilida, Mytilidae. The transcript is spliced from 10 exons. The record is from RefSeq and is a predicted model, not a curated record. Gene Ontology annotation, cellular component: nucleus. Gene Ontology annotation, molecular function: ADP-ribose diphosphatase activity.
UUUUUCUUUCGGAAUCCAUCUAGGCUUUCCUUUUUACGAGCACUGUCAUGAUUGUUUAUCAACAACAUGUUUCGGUUUCAGUACCUCAUAUUAUAAAACAAAUACGUGUGAAGUUACUCAAUAGACAUUUAAAGAGUUCUACUAAAGUUCGAAAUAUCUCAGUAUCUGCAGUUGCAAGAAAGAAAAUGACUGACAAUGAAAUACGCAAGAGUAGUUUUGUGAAGGAGGAGGAGAUUUCACGUGGAAAAUGGUUGUCACUCAAUCAGAUCACAUACACAGACCCGACUGGAAAGGAAAGAACUUGGGAAGCUGUUUCUAGGACAACUACACAGACAGGAUCAGAUGCUGUAUGUGUGAUAGCCAUACUUAAACGAAUGUUGAAAUAUGAUUGUCUAGUCCUUGUUAAACAGUACAGACCACCAUUGAAAGGUUACACACUGGAAUUCCCUGCUGGAUUGAUUGAUCCAUGUGAAACAGCAGCAACUUGUGGUCUCAGAGAAUUGAAGGAAGAAACUGGUUACAUAGGAACACUUAAACAUGAAUCACCAGUAACUUGUUUGGAUCCAGGGAUUGGUGGUACAACCUGCCAUUUAAUAACAGCAGAAAUUGAUGGAGAUAUAGAUAGUAAUAUUCAUCCCAAAAAUAAACUAGAAGAGUCAGGUGAGUCAAUAACAAGAAUCUUAUUACAUUGUUUUAAUUCUGUUUCAGAGUUUAUAGAAGUGUUAUGUAUUCCUACAGAUGAACUUCUGAACAAAUUAAAUGACUUUACAAAACAAGGAGUUGUAGUAAAUACAAUGGUUUAUUCAUAUGCAAUAGCGAUGGAACAGUCAAAGAAAACAAAAAAUAAAUCUUUAUGAUAAAAUUUAUCAAAUUGUGUUAUAAUUAUAAGA